Molecule: messenger RNA, 1567 nt
Organism: Amphimedon queenslandica
Lineage: Eukaryota; Metazoa; Porifera; Demospongiae; Haplosclerida; Niphatidae
Exons: 5
Coding region: 316-1521 (401 amino acids)
Source: RefSeq, a predicted model, not a curated record
UAUUAGGCAAAGGGUUAAUUUUAAGUAUUCCAAAUUCCUAUUUUUAGAUCAAAAUGGCCUCUUCUCCACAAGAUAAAUAUGAAUCUAAAGAUUGGAAAAAUAAGUCUCAAUAAUUGGUUUAAUGUUGAUAAUCAUGAUUUUUUCGUAUCUAUUUCCUAGGCUGUAUUAUUUCUCCAAACAAGCUGACUCUGGUAUUCCUUAGCUUGGUGUUGAUGGCAUUCUGAGUUAUACUAUAAUAGAUUGAGUUUAGAGAAUACUCUUGGUAUUAAUUAAUCUUUCUCUAGAAAAAGGGCUGUCUCAUGCUCCCUUGAAGGAAUGGAAGAUUUUGUGCACUCCAAGGUUGUAGGGGAGCAAUGGACACACCUUCAGCUGAGCUGUCACCUGCAGUCCUUGUAUCCUGGUGUGAGGGGAUUUAGUGUUCGCUCAAUUCAGCGUUUUUGUGCCUCUAAAGACAUUCAUCGAACUAGUCAACUAGAUACAAAUGAAGUGGAACAAGCUGUUACAGAAGCUGUUACUAAAGUUGGUCCUACAUAUGGAAGAAAGACAAUGAAAGGAUUGCUUGCAUCAGAAGGAAAGGUCAUUGGUGAAGAAAGAGUAGGCAGGGCUUUGAGGCAAGUGAAUCCUGUCCAUCACCAUGCUCGACAAACGGUUACUGCUCGACUAAUUAAUCCGAUUCCAUAUCAUGCUGAUUAUUUUGGUCAUAAGUUACACAUUGACCAGAAUGAAAAGCUGGUAAUGUAUGGUGUAACCCAUAUCUGUGCAGUAGAUGGAUAUAGUCGUAUGAUAGUUGGAUUUCUUAGCAUGCCAAUUAAGAACACUGUUGAAAUUUAUUCUAACCUGUACAGGCCAAUUUUGUCAGAAUAUGGCUUAUGGGACCAGAUUCGGGUGGACCAAGGAAAAGAAUGGUACUUGAUGCUCUUUAUACAAGAACAAUUGGCUCAUUUGCGCCAUAAUACUCAGCGUCCUCCACAUCUUCAAACUAGUUCAAAACUAAAUCACUCUGUUGAGCGUAUGUGGGUGGAAAUAAAUGGUCGUGUUAAUUAUCCAAUAAAGAGCUGCCUAAUAUCACUGCAGGAAAGCGGAGAGAUUAAUAUGGAAGAUGAGCAUGUUAAAUUCUGUGUGUCUUGGUUCAGCAUACGUGUAGCAAAUGUUGGUACAGCUAUGGCAGUGUCAUCAUGGAACCAUCAUAGAAUACCUGGGAAGAAAGGUGGUAUUCCAAUUCAAUUGAUGAGGGAAAACAAUAUGGCUAUGAGUGUCCCAUACACACUUAUUCCUGAAGCAACUGAUGCUGUUCAACUUAUGGAAUCUAAGGGCUCUCAUCUCACAUGGUUCAGCUCUUUUGGUAGUGAUCCUCUUGCUAAUAGAGUGGACCUUGCUCAGCAAAGGCAGGAUGUAUUUUUUAGAAGAUACCCUGACUUCAGCAACUUUUUCCAUACAGUUGUUAAUGGUGAAUAUGGAUCAUUCCGUGAUGGCCUAUUAUAUUUCAUUGAAACGAGCAGAGAUUUAGUUUCUUCAUUGUAACUCUUAUUAGUAGAUUAUUUGAUCAUUAGUAAUAAACAUAACUGCA